Williopsis jadinii is the source of this 1081-nucleotide messenger RNA. RefSeq lists its product as uncharacterized. The record is from RefSeq and is a predicted model, not a curated record. The coding region runs from base 7 to 765 and encodes 252 amino acids. Gene Ontology annotation, cellular component: cytoplasm. Lineage: Eukaryota; Fungi; Ascomycota; Saccharomycetes; Phaffomycetales; Wickerhamomycetaceae. The transcript is spliced from 2 exons.
CGGACGAUGGCUGCUGGACACUUGGUCAUUGUUCCAGGACACGGGAUAUGGAGGGGCACAAACAAAGGAGAAGCCUCCGAGGAUUGGCUUUUGGAACCGUUCCAAGUGGAAGGCCAUGAUCACCUGUACUUCAUCAAGCAUAUAGAAACUGCGCUGCGGUUAGCAGACGACGAUUCUGAAGCAAUUGUGAUGUUUUCUGGCGGACAGACCAAGAGACAGGCUGGGUGUAUGUCAGAGGCACAGAGCUACUAUCUGCUGGCCAGAGAGCUGGUCAAUGAGUUGGAGUUGAGAAAUUUGGACGAAUCCUUGGAGAGAUGCCAUACAGAAGAGUAUGCACGGGACAGCUUUGAGAACGUGCUGUUUAGCAUCGCAAGAUUUAAGGAGAUUACUGGAUCGUACCCUGAGAGAAUCACUAUACCAGGGUUUGAGUUUAAGAGAGAAAGGUUCAUGAAUCAUCAUUUCAAAGCGUUACAAUUUGACCUCAACAACGUUACGUAUAUAGGGUUAGGGCCUAAGCCUGAUUACGACGAGCAGAGUACGCAAUGGCUCAAAUACUUUGACGAUUUGAAGAAGGCAGAGUAUAAGAACGCCGUAAGCCAGUUCACCAAGGACCCUCUGGGGAAUGGCCCUGUUCUUGGAAGUAAAAAGAAGAACAGAAACCCGUUCAAUAGACAACAUGGUUAUCUAAUCUCUUGUCCAGAGUUGCAACCUUUGUUUGGAGAUUCAGAGGGACUGGAUGCUUAUACCCCACCAUGGACAAAGUGAUUAUGAUCAUUAGAGCGAGAAUGAUAUAUAAUAGUAAAGCUUGUAUUAGACACAUAACUCUCCUAACAUAGCACUGUUUCACUUAGACGUUGGUGGCUUCUUGGAUACAGCCUUCUUCAGGGUAUUCUUCAGCCCACGGCCUGGCUUGGAUGGUGGUUUUGAUGAUGAUGUAGAGGAUGAUGAUUUUGAAGACGAAUUAGAAAUGAUAGACGGUGAUCUCUUUAAGGAACUCAAUGAAGGCUUUGGCGAUGGCUUAGAAGGCCUUGGACUUCCUCCAGAAGUAGUAGUUGUAUUUGAGGCUUUGGCAAAGGCUUUG